AUGGGCAACGAAACGAUUGCGCCGGAUCCGGACUUAUAUUCCAGCCAACCAACUUAUUACCCCGAUGACUGGCAAUCAUACCAAACUCUCAGCGACAAGGAAUAUCCCAUUCCCUCCGAUGAUCAAAUGUUUGAGACUUAUGAGGCCGGUCAUUUGGUCGCCAUUGCUCUAGAUUCGGAUAGGGAGAAUCCACUAUUUCGAUCGCCAGUAGGAUCUCAACCCAAGCACAUCCUCGAUAUUGGAACCGGCAAGGGUAAUUGGGCUAUUGAUGUCGCGGAUAUGUUCCCUGGCGCGACCGUUCGCGGUGUCGAUCUCUUCCCGCCUCCCGUUACUUGGAUGCCUCCGAAUUGUGUCUUGGAAGUCGACAACGUCCUCAGUGACUGGACCUGGCGAGAGCCCUUCGACUUGAUCCACAUGCGAAUUUUGAUCGGCUCCUUCGACCCCGCAGAAUGGGACCGAGUCUAUAAGACAUGCUAUGACAACCUACGCCCAGGAGCCUGGAUCGAACAGAUCGAAGCUAGUCCCUACAUUGAAUGUGACGAUGGGAGUUUGCCACCUGACAAUGUUCUCUGUACCUGGGGCCCUAAUGUUUCAGAAUGCGGUAAGCGCGCAGGGCGAAACCUUGACGCCAUCGACACUAUGCAAGAGAGCAUUCGCAAGGCUGGGUUUGUCGAAGUGCAGGAGCAGUCUUACAAAUGGCCUAUCGGUCCCUGGGCGCGCGAUCAGAAAUACAAGGAGGCUGGCACUGUAAACUACCAGCACUGGCUGUCUGGUAUGGAGGGAUGGUGCAUGUGGUUGCUGACGAAAUUCGGAUCUCCUGAACCCUGGACGAAGGAGGACGUUCAGGUCUAUAACGCCAAGCUGCGCGCUGAGCUCAAGAACCCGCAUUUUCACGUCUAUCAAAGAGCGCGACGGGUAUGGGCGCGCAAGCCCAUGGCGGGUGAACUUCCAGGCAAGACCCCGGAGAAAGCGAUCAAGGUCGAGGAUGAAUGA
Messenger RNA from Penicillium maclennaniae, 993 nucleotides. RefSeq lists its product as uncharacterized. Bases 1 to 993 code for a protein of 330 amino acids. Gene Ontology annotation, molecular function: methyltransferase activity. NCBI's taxonomy places the organism in Eukaryota, Fungi, Ascomycota, Eurotiomycetes, Eurotiales, Aspergillaceae. The transcript is spliced from 9 exons. The record is from RefSeq and is a predicted model, not a curated record.